GAUCUUGUUUCGCACCGGAACCAAAUAUGUCCCUUUCCGGUUUAGGAACUGUUAAAUUGCUGAUCAGGGAUAUAUAUAUAUUUAGUUGCUUGUCUUUGAUGAAAGAUUUGAAGUGCGAGAGUUCAGACUGAAUUGCCUGCAAGUUCAUCAUGAUUCUCCAACAGCUCUUCAGGUUUUCUUACAUUUUUCGUUCCACUGUCUCCAUCCACUUGCAUAGAAACAUUGGUUUUUCUGCUGUUGUCUUCAAUAAAGCAAAGGAACUUGAUCCUGUGCAGAAACUCUUUGUGGACAAGAUUAGAGAAUACAAUACAAAAAGCCAGAAAGCUGGCGGCCCUGUUGAUUCUGGACCAGAAUAUCAGAAAGAUCUGAAUGAAGGAAUUGCUAAACUUCAACGAUUAUAUGGUGGUGGAGACUUGACCAAAUUUCCAGACCUAAAAUUUGAAGAACCCAAGUUUGAAGAAGAUCAGAAGUAAUGUGAGGGACAUGCCUACCCAAUGUCAGGUUGGAUGCGUUUCGUAGGUCUGCAGUUGUAACUUAAAUAAACAGUUCGUUGUUCAAA
This is a messenger RNA of Sphaerodactylus townsendi, 559 nucleotides long. RefSeq names its product ATP synthase peripheral stalk subunit F6 (gene ATP5PF). The transcript is spliced from 4 exons. Gene Ontology annotation, molecular function: proton transmembrane transporter activity. The record is from RefSeq and is a predicted model, not a curated record. Gene Ontology annotation, biological process: proton motive force-driven ATP synthesis. NCBI's taxonomy places the organism in Eukaryota, Metazoa, Chordata, Lepidosauria, Squamata, Sphaerodactylidae. Bases 150 to 473 code for a protein of 107 amino acids.